AUGAGCACUUUGAAUCCCUUAGCAUUUGAGGCCGCGACGGCUGCAAACGAGGUGGCUGCGAACUACGUGACCAAACACCGGACCUCGAAAGACGACGGUAUCAACUUUGCGAACUUCAACCAAGACUUCUCAUGCAUUUCUGUGGGAUAUGCUAACGGCUACAAGAUUUACAAUUGUGAACCGUUUGGUCAGUGCUUUUCAAAACUGGAUGGCAGCAUAGGCAUAGUUGAAAUGCUAUUUUCAUCCUCGCUACUAGCAAUAGUAGGAAUAGGUGAGCAACCGCCUUUGUCUCCUCGAAGGUUGAAGAUUUUAAACACCAAGAGGCAAACGGUGAUUUGUGAAUUAACUUUCCCAGGUGCCAUUCUAGCCGUUAAGAUGAAUCGAGAAAGGCUGGUGGUCCUCUUAGAAGAAACGAUCUACAUUUACGACAUUAACAACAUGCGCCUACUGCACACGAUCGAAAUACCCGCAAAUCCAAAUGGUUUACUAGCAUUAUCUCCAUCCACCGAAAACAAUUAUUUGGCUUAUCCGUCGCCACAAAAACUCGCCCCAAAUCCACAGUCGGAAACGGCUCCGCAUGCCAACGGGCAGAAUGUCAGAAACGGGGACGUUAUUAUUUUCGACGCCAAAACGCUUCAACCAACGAGUGUCAUCGAGGCUCACCGCACGUCGCUGGCUGCUAUCGCACUGAGUAAAGAUGGCUUGUUACUGGCAACCGCUAGUGACAAAGGUACCAUUAUUAGAGUGUUUUCUGUUGCUACAGGUAUCAAGUUGUACCAGUUUAGGAGAGGAACGUAUCCGACCCGGAUCUACUCUUUAGCUUUCAGUCCAGAUAACAAAUUUGUCAUUGCCAGUUCUGCAACCGAGACCGUUCAUAUUUUCCGUUUGGGUGAAGAGGAGGCUGCAAACACCAUUAAGUCAGCCAACAGAAAGGCUCGUCUUUCCAAGACACUGCCAUCAAAUCCGCUAGAAGUUUCGCCUGAUAUUUAUCCUCACAAUCAGCAUACUAGUUCGGAUGAAGAAGACGACGACGACGACUUGAACGACGAAGAGGGACUUGAUGAUGAUGAUGACGACGACGACUUGGACGUUGACGCUCAGAUACCGAACAGCUUGCAACGGGGUCGCUCUUCUUCCUCAGCUGGUUCUUACCAUAGCGCAGAGUCGAACUCAGACAGACUGAGAGAGCCGUUGGUCGACAACUCACGCAAGAGCGUGGCCAGAAUGCUGCGCAGAACGUCUCAAAGCCUCGGAAGGAAAGCUGCAGAGAAGAUGGGCACAUACCUUCCGCCUAGAUUCUCCUCCAUUUUGGAACCAAACAGACAUUUUGCUUCGUUGAAGGUUCCUGCCACUAAGGAGACCAAGACUGUUGUUGGUGUUGGUGGUAAGGCAUGGGACGAGCUGAUUUCCAACGUGUACUUGAAGGACGAGACCAGUUCCAUUCCGGAAACGUCAGAGGACCUGGUGAACAAAAAAUUGGUACACAUCAUGGUGAUUACUAGCGAAGGCUUCUUCUACAAGUUUGGGCUUGACCCCGAGCGUGGCGGAGACUGCGUUCUUCUGCACCAGCAGAGUCUGUACGGUUGA
Ogataea philodendri is the source of this 1587-nucleotide messenger RNA. RefSeq lists its product as uncharacterized. Bases 1 to 1587 code for a protein of 528 amino acids. The transcript has a single exon. The record is from RefSeq and is a predicted model, not a curated record. Gene Ontology annotation, molecular function: phosphatidylinositol-3-phosphate binding; protein binding; phosphatidylinositol-3,5-bisphosphate binding. NCBI's taxonomy places the organism in Eukaryota, Fungi, Ascomycota, Pichiomycetes, Pichiales, Pichiaceae. Gene Ontology annotation, biological process: protein localization to phagophore assembly site; nucleophagy; autophagy of mitochondrion. Gene Ontology annotation, cellular component: fungal-type vacuole membrane; cytosol; extrinsic component of membrane.